Molecule: messenger RNA, 4597 nt
Organism: Musa acuminata AAA Group (dessert banana)
Lineage: Eukaryota; Viridiplantae; Streptophyta; Magnoliopsida; Zingiberales; Musaceae
Product: probable magnesium transporter NIPA8
Exons: 13
Coding region: 3118-4446 (442 amino acids)
Biological process (GO): magnesium ion transport
Cellular component (GO): membrane
Molecular function (GO): magnesium ion transmembrane transporter activity
Source: RefSeq, a predicted model, not a curated record
AGGCCAUUUUUCCCAUUUUUUAUACAGAUUCUGUUAAAGAUCUUAGGCCAAAUAUUUUUCCCUUCUGCUGACCUUCAACGCAUGCGGAUUUCGUGACGCUAUCUCCCAUGUGUUUGUCAUUGGAGAUUAUGUACUCUAGGAUUCAGAUUCGCGCUGGGGUUUCUUGUCCUCUAAAUGAUCAUCAAUUAUUAACUCUAGCAGUUCAUGAUGUGAAUUAAGGUUGGACAUGACAAAUGUCCUGCCGAAGUGUAAAGGAAAAUUAGUUUAGGGAACAGGGAGGCGAAAAGAGAGAUCUUGGAGCACAGCUAAGAUUAAUGUCCAAGAUAAUUGGAUUAUCCAUGCCUAGAGAAAUUUUUUAACAGAAACCACGUAAUCACUUUCUUAAGGUGAAUUGAGUAAUAAGAGAGGUGUCAUGGCAGUGUGUAUAUUUGUUUGUGGAUACUAACUAGGAACGCACUCCAUAAUGUGUCUACAAUCUACACUCAUAAAUGACGAUAGGUAGCAAUGGAAGAGCAACAUAAGCAGGAGCAUUAGGGUAUUAACUUGAAAAGGAGCCUACAUGAGUUCUUGGAGGAUGAUUAUUUGUUUUAGAUGGACAAGGUAACCUAUCGUGUCACUGGAUUUGGAAGUGCAAAUUGAUAAUGCAUUGAGAAAUUAGAAUGUGUAAUUAAAAUAGAAGAAAUCAUUGUAAGGAUCUGCUCAUGGAAGAUACUUCUGAGAAGAAAGCAUGAGAUUGUGAAUGUGAGAUCUCCAUGAUGCAAGGAAAGAGACUUCACUUUGGAGUGAUUCAAGUACUUGGAGCUGCGACUCAUGAUUGUGAACUAAUGAAAACAUUAAAUGGUAUAUCUUGUUUAAUGUGCCUAAUGUUGAAUAUGAAGAAUGGGUAAAGGAUAUUAAAACAACUUUUUUUGCCUUUUCAAGGAUCCAAAAAAAAGGCAAGGCCACCUUUUUCUGUCAUCUUCUUGUAGUCUCCUCAUUGAAUCCCUACAUGGCUGUACGCCAUUUCAAUGUAACAUGCAUCAUUUAGUUUUGAUAUCAGCAAUUUUGUUGUGUCCACUUCUUUGAAACUUCGGAUAUGUGAUGAACAAAUUUACUGGAUGUUACAAGUGAAAAAUUUUAAUUAUUAAUACCUCCCUUUUAUCUUGUUUACGUUAUGUAUGAGCUGAGGGAUAACUUGGCCUUGAUGACAUACAUUGUAUACAUUAGUUUGAUGUGAAAUGGCAUCCUCUUAUUAUAUUGUGCAUGUUUACAGAUAGAAGAAUCAAUAUUAUAGAAAGAAAUGUCAGCAGUUAGGGUACCAUAUAAUGCAUGUGCUGCAUGUAGCUGCAUAUAUGGACCACACUUAUGUAGUUCCAUAUAUAACUUAUGCAAGAAAUUCAUAUGAUUGCAUCUACAUGUAUGGUCAGAUGAUAGCUUUUUGAACACUAAGGCUUAAAUCAAUGUUCAAGAUUUGAGAUAAUCCAAUUGAAUGUAUUUGCCAAGAACUAAAAGCAUAUCUGAGAUACUAGUAAUUGAAUGACAAUCAUAUACAUUGUUUGCCAUAUUAUGGUGAUGAUAGUGGGCUUGUUCAAGACAGCAUUAUCAAUAGUUGCAUUUCACAUACUACUAAUUAUUCAACAGAAAGCUUUUACUUUGUCUGUGAACUAAACAAAUAUGAUGCAGGAUAUAACAAUAUUGUUAAGCCAAGGGAAAGAUGACUGGAAACAUACUUCAUAAGCUGUUAGACUUUUGAGAUAUAGAGGAACAACUAUUGCGUGUGCAUGCACCGAUGGAAAGGGGAAUGGUGGUUCAUGUCCUUUGUUUGCAGAGUUCUCUGACCCUUUCUGCCUUAAGUACCUCUUUCGGAAGCCCCUUAAUUGACCAAUUUGAUGUUUCUUGUCAAAUUUACAUUGAGGCACAAUGUGGAAGUAUUUUAAUUGGAUCAUAGCCAGGAAGGUGCAAACACAAUUUUGAAUGAAGCCCAAGUUUUUUAUCUGAGAGAUCAUCUUUGAAGUUUCAAAUUUAGUUUACAAGUUGAGUUUCUUAAUUAAAUUGGAGGGUAAUUGUUAUUUAACAAGAAGAGAAUUUAAAAGAUGCCACGUGAUUUUGAUGGGAGUGGCAAACUUAAGAGUUAUCACUCUUUAAUGCUGCUUUCUCUCUGAAGUUAUCAUUGCAUGGAAAAGGUAAUAUUAUGUUUCCUUGAUAGCAAAGGAAACAUCUCAACUUUGUCUACAUGAAUGAUCUGUGAGAUUUGAGACCUAGCAAUGUGUUCCUAAACUAAAGAUGUCUUAUUUUUAUUUAGUUGUUGAAAUAUGGAGGAUAUGCACUACUUUUUCCAACUUAUGCUAAACCACCCCAGACUCCACAUUGUGGGAACCUUGCACUACGUCAUCCCCUUUUUUGUUACUUGUGUAAAACUUAAAAAGAAAGAUUCUACCUAAUUCAACUACUAUUAUAGGUUCUAGUGUGUACAGUUGCAACUAUAGAACAUUAAAUAUGAUUUCACUAUAUCUAAAUCUGAUCAACUUUUGUAAUUUUUUUACCUGUAACUUCAUCUUUGGAUGAGUUAUAUACAAUGCCUUCACUUUGCCCCGAAAACCCAAUUUGGAACUGAAUUGUUAAUAUCAUAAUCUGAAUUAGUUAAUUUUGUCUAAAAUUGUUUAGGUAAAUUUGGAUAUAUGAUUGCUAAAAUUUGUUAAGAUAUUAAACCCAGUGCAACAUAAUGUCUCCAAGCAAGAAUCUUUAUUUAAAAUAUUGGUGCAGCCAUAAUUUACUGUUCUUUUUUUACAUUAUUUGUUUUUCCCAAUCACUGAAGGUCUUUGUCAUUAAUCAUUGAGCUAGUCUAAUAAUCUAAUUGAGCCUUUUAAUUAUUAUCUUAAAUGUUCCUUUGAAGGGUUUAAUUUGUGGAAACUAGUUGCUGAUAUUACCUUCAAAAAUUGCAUGUUUUUAAGGACUUCAAUCAUUUGUACUUCCUGUAGUUUCUGCAUGAAAUUCAGUGGGCUUUAACCACCGGUUAAUAAGAUUCUUGCUGGCUUCCUGAAGCCCUAAGACUGCAUCAAUGACCUGCAAUGGUCAACUACGAACAAAGUAAGGAACUGGAUUUUAUACUUUACAAGGUCUCUUCAUCAUCAUUGAUCCAUGGGCGAGUGGGUUAUCGGAGCAUUUAUCAACAUAAUUGGAAGUAUUGCUAUAAAUUUUGGGACUAAUCUUCUAAAAUUGGGUCAUGAUCAGCGAGAGAGGCACUCUAUGCUUAGCCGUGAUGGAACCAAUAGCAAACUUAAUGUGAAAUCAAUCAUACAUUUCCAGACGUGGAGAAUUGGUCUUCUUUUAUUUGCUUUUGGGAACUGCCUUAACUUCGUUUCCUUUGCAUAUGCUGCACAGUCACUUCUCGCAGCUUUGGGGUCAAUUCAAUUUGUUUCUAAUAUUGCAUUUGCUUACUUUGUGCUAAGUAAGACUGUAUCGGUCAAAGUCAUGGUAGCGACAACAUUUAUUGUUUUUGGCAACAUCUUUCUGGUAUCGUUUGGAAAUCACCAGUCACCUGUGUACACACCAGAGGAACUGAUAGCAAAAUACUCCAGCUUAGUUUUUCUACUCUAUUGCUUCACCUUAUUAUUGGUGGUCAUCAUCAAUCAAUAUAUUUACAGGAGAGGAGAAGCAUAUCUUGCAGUUUCUAAUCAUGACAGUCUCUAUUGGUGCACACUGCUCCCAUUCUCCUAUGCCACUGUUUCUGGUGCUGUGGGAUCCUUCUCAGUGUUGUUUGCAAAAUCCUUGUCCAACAUGCUAAGACUAACCAUGAGUAGCGUAUAUCAGUUCCACAGCUGGUUUACAUAUUGUAUGCUGUUGUUGUUCUUUAGCACAGCAGGAUUUUGGAUGGCAAGAUUGAAUGAAGGACUGUCUCUUUUUGAUGCAAUCCUUAUCGUCCCCAUGUUUCAGAUUGCAUGGACCUUCUUCUCCAUCUGCACAGGAUUUAUAUAUUUCCAAGAAUAUCAAGUAUUCAACAUAUUAAGGAUAACAAUGUUUAUAGUGGGGAUGGCAUUUGUAUUUAUUGGCAUUUCUUUGUUAGCACCUGAUGAAUCUAAAGGAAGUGACACAAAGGAGCCUUCUUUUCCUUCUGCAGCUCAAAGCCUUCCGACUAAUAUGAACAGGCUUGCCAAGCUGCCAACGGAAGAACCUGAAAUAAAUGAUGUGGGUUCAUUUGCACAAGCAGCGCUUAGCAAGGCAAAGAUUAUCCUGUUGAAGGCAAAGGCUGCUGGUUCUCUCUCGCUGGGUCUUGGCGAGGAGUCAAUAAGUGCAUCUUCGGUACUCGUAAUGCCUAUGGUUUCUUCAAGGACAACAGGUUUCAGAGAGACAACCUUCGAUCGAACAAAAUUCAUUCCUCUGAGAAACAGUAGAUGGAGCAGCCCUUCAAUAGAUGAUAACAGCGAUGAUGAUGUGGAAAUUCAGGCAAGCAGAUCAUUGCUGUCUUAAUUUUGUCGGUACGGUCGGAAGGAUGAUUAUUCUUUUCAUUAUUUCCAUAUGGCACAAAUGUAUAGAUAUAUUAAUCUUCUCCCGUCAAAUGUCAAAUAUGUAACGUUUUGAGUUCCGUGCUUCAUGAGUUGUCUUGGUAUUUGGCAUCCAA